UCCCAAGUUUCGUAUCAUUAGUACAUGCAAUGUCCACAAGAAGGCACUGUCAAUUGAAAACGCGAUAGGCGUGCGUGUGUGCGUUUGUCGCUGGUGCUGACGCACGAUCGGCAUACACAACACCGUCGUGACGCGACGUCGACGUACCGUAAUCGCGUGCAACCGCAGCAACAAAAUCGUUCCGAUUUUCGCGAUUAUUCUACGGGGACGUGUUUCAAUUCCCCGAACGGGCAACGAAACUUUUGUCAAUUGACAAACGUCACGGUUCCACGUGGACGAUUCCCCUGUUAUCAAGCUCUCUGUACAUCGAUGGGUCUCAGUGACUUCAUAGGAAUGCAAUCGACCCGGUCGAGGCCCUCUUCGAUCUGACAGAUCGCCAUGCCAUCAUGAAUGCCACGGACAGCAACAGCGGCGUCAACGGCAACGACAGCAACAACACGAUCGCGGCCAAGACGAACGCGCACGGCAACAGUAUUCGUUUGCAGAGCGUGAUCGGCAAGCAGAGCAGCUGCGUGCGCAAGAUGAGCACGAUGCCGGAGGAGGAGGAUGCCUCGGACGAUAUGGAUCCUGACGUGAUAAGGAUAGGGCACCAGCAUCAUUACCAGCAUCAUCACGACGCCGAUUCGGAUUCCCCUGUCGAGGAAAGGGGCCGUUUGCUGAGCAUCACCGAUUCGACCCAUCAUCGAAAGAUCGCCAUUACUCCCUCGAGCUCGAGCAACCUCCACCACUGUAACGGUUUGAAGAAGGCCAUCCCCCGUAACGACAGCGGGAACAGCAUCCACGAGAGAGCGUACUCCCGCCUCCAACAAUCGAGAUCCGGGGAUCAGGUCGGUCAACCGGAGGCGAGGCUAUUGCAUCGUGACAAUCCUCAGGGUAUACUCAGAUCGUCCGCUCGGGGAAUCGACUCGCACGGUGGUGGACGAUAUCGUUGCUCGAGCGUGAGAUCGGUGAAAUCUAAUCCGACGAUGGAUGAACACCAUCACCAGUAUCAUCCACCGGCGGCCAGCUGGGCAUCGAUCGUGUUCUCGGACGGAAACGGGCAAACCCACGUCCGCACGCUUCCCGAUUCCGUCUCUAUACGCUCUCUAGCAUCGAUCGGCAUGGGCUCUUCAAACGGGCGGAAGCUCACUAUACGUAGAGUUCUCACUUCGCCGUCGGAGCUGCUUAACAUGGUACAUCCGCCGCCAUCAUUCGAAGAUGACUUGUCCGUAUGUACCAGCUUCGACGAUGCUGAAGAUGACGCUCAGGACCCAGGAGACUACAGACAAUCUAGACGACCACAUUGGGCCAACAAAAUGCAAUUUGUCCUUGCUUGUAUCGGUUACUCUGUUGGCCUCGGUAAUAUUUGGAGGUUUCCUUACCUUUGUUACAAAAGUGGCGGUGGUGUGUUCUUGGUACCUUACUUCUUAAUACUUAUAGUAUGUGGAGUACCAUUAUUGUAUAUGGAACUUAGUAUUGGACAAUUUACACGAAGAGGACCUAUCGGUGCUCUUGGUCAAAUCUGUCCCUUAUUUAAAGGAGCUGGCUUGUCUUCGGUAGUAAUAUCAUUUUUGAUGUCGACUUACCAUAACGUCAUAAUAGCCUACGCUAUAUAUUAUUUCUUUACGGCGUUCAGAGCAAAGCAACCAUGGUCCGACUGCGAAAAUUCAUGGAACACAUUGGCAUGCUGGUUACCUACUUACAGUGGCAUCGAUAAUAGAACAAGACCAAACGCUUCAAGAACUCCAGCCGAAGAAUUUUUCGACAACAAAGUACUCCAAAUUAGUAAUGGAAUCGAAGAAUCAGGGCCAUUAAGAUGGGAACUGAUUGCUUGUCUGAUCACCGCUUGGAUCAUGGUAUAUUUCUCCGUUUGGAAGUCCAUCAAAUCAUCGGCACAAGUGAGAUACCUGACCGCAACUCUGCCAUUUCUUUUAAUCGUCGUCUUCCUCAUGCGGUCCCUUACGCUUGAAGGUGCUGACAAGGGUCUGCAAUUUUUCUUCCACCCUCGUUGGGAACUGCUCGCCGACGCGAAGGUCUGGAUCUAUGCAACCGCUCAAAUUUUCAAUUCCGUGGGCAUAGCGUUUGGUUCGAUGAUAUGUUUCGCGAGUUACAACAAAUUCCAUAACACCAUCCUAAUAGACACUAUGGCUGUUUCACUCAUAAACGGUUUUAGCAGCUUACUUGUUGGAAUAUUUUCAUUUGCUACUAUCGGCAACAUUGCUCUCGAACAAAAUAUGUCUGUCGAAGAUGUUUUAACAGAUGGACCUGGCCUCGUAUUCGUUCUUUACCCGCAAGCGUUAGCCAAGAUGCCAGCAUCGCAAGUGUGGGCCGUGUUAUUUUUCUUUAUGCUAGUCUGCCUUUCUUUGAAUAGUCAGUUUGCAAUAGUGGAAGUUGUUGUAACAUCGAUACAAGAUGGCUUCCCGAAAUGGGUAAAACGUCAUUUAACAUGUCAUGAAAUGUUAGUACUUUUAAUAUGUGUUAUAUCAUUUUUGUUUGGCCUACCUAAUAUUUCACAGGGUGGGAUUUAUUUUUUCCAAUUGAUAGAUCAUUAUGCUGCCUCGAUAUCGAUAAUGUUUUUAGCCUUCUUUGAAGUAAUUGCGAUAUCUUGGUUUUAUGGCGUACGAAGAUUGUGCAAUAAUGUGAAAGAAAUGACAGGACGCGUACCAUCUUCGUAUUUUCGAUUUUGUUGGCUCAUCGCUGCACCUUUUCUUAUCAUGGCUGUGUGGGUAUUCAGUUUAAUUGAUUAUGAACCACCGACCUACCACAAUGGUGAGUACAAGUACCCGUGGUGGGCAGAGGCGAUCGGCUGGGGAAUAGCCUCUCUUUCGCUCAUUUGCAUUCCCGCUUUCGCUAUCUACGAGUUCAUCAGAGCCAACGGGAACACUUGUGCAGAGAAAUUACGGAACUCUAUUAAGCCGCAUUUCGAAGCGUGUAAAAUUUGCGGCCAAGAAUACUGUAACGAGUCCAUGCACAAUUUCGAAGAGGAUAUGAUUAAAGAACAACAGGACGCGAAUAGUCCCAUACAAUUGAGCAUCAGCCCCCCUCUGUCAAAAUCCCAGACGUAAAGCUAUAAAGUUAAUUCGAAAACACGGCUAUCUUUUAUAUAUAUAUAUAUAUGUUUUUGGAAACGAAGAUGGAGGAUUUAACC
Molecule: messenger RNA, 3127 nt
Organism: Apis dorsata (giant honeybee)
Lineage: Eukaryota; Metazoa; Arthropoda; Insecta; Hymenoptera; Apidae
Gene: ine
Product: sodium- and chloride-dependent GABA transporter ine
Exons: 12
Coding region: 387-3044 (885 amino acids)
Biological process (GO): sodium ion transmembrane transport
Cellular component (GO): membrane
Source: RefSeq, a predicted model, not a curated record